Messenger RNA from Cadophora gregata, 3134 nucleotides. RefSeq lists its product as uncharacterized. Gene Ontology annotation, biological process: transmembrane transport; carbohydrate transport. Lineage: Eukaryota; Fungi; Ascomycota; Leotiomycetes; Helotiales; Ploettnerulaceae. The transcript is spliced from 3 exons. Gene Ontology annotation, cellular component: membrane. The record is from RefSeq and is a predicted model, not a curated record. Gene Ontology annotation, molecular function: carbohydrate:proton symporter activity. Bases 781 to 2439 code for a protein of 552 amino acids.
UCUGAGAGAGACUAUUUCGAUCCUGGUUCCAAAUCUAACAAUCGUACCAUGCACACAUCAUCCUAGCAUAUCCACAAACUACACUCUGCGUGGUAACCGAUUGGCCAUCCAACAGUGAACACGGGUCCUCCCCCUUCGCUCUAGCCGACUCCUCCUCAGCGAUGAUUUGAGGGAUAACUCGUGGGGAAAAGGCCGUCGCCUGGGGGUUUGCUGGGGAGGAGCGGAGAGCAGCAACAGAAGCGUCUUGGCAUCUUGGCGGGGGAGCGGGGGAGCCAACAGGAGAGAGGUGGCCCUCCAGCGGCGGACAGCUUUGGCUCUGAAUGCAGAUUUCUCCGAUUGUCUCGGUGGCGCGGAAGCACCAAGACAAGAUUUGAGCUUGCGAGAAACUCUGGUACCUACCUACCUACCUACCUACCCACCUACCCUUACCUGCCUACCCUACCUUGAAUCUUGUUGAUAUAUGAAGGGACCCCUUCCUCCCUCCACAGUCUGGAUAUUCCUCUUCAUCCUCUCCAGCAAAGCAGUAUCCAUUCCCUUCCUCGUGUGAAGAGUCGACAAGGACAAUAGACGAUAGACGACUGUACUCAGGGUACUUGUACGUACAUCUCGACAGGAACCCUUCGAUAACUUGAACUUGGACGACACGACAUCGCAAUCAUGGGUCUCCUCGAUAAGAUCGUUAAGAAUGACUCUAUGAAGAGGUAGGUCGAUAUAAGGUUCUCGUGGAUCAAGUCUCCCGAGCUGACUCCAUUGUUUUAGUGACCCCAAAGAGAUCUACGGAUGGAGGGUCUGGGUUCUAGCAGUAUCAGCUUGUUUCGGUGGUAUGUUGUUCGGUUGGGAUAUUGGUGCUAUCGGUGGAAUUAUGGUAUGUUCUCGCCUUUGUCCCCUUCUUCAAGGUGGACAUGUUACGACCUGCCGCAAGGACAUCCAUCUUUUGAUCUAGAAGAAUUAGCACUGACCUUUCUGAAGGUUAUGCCUCAAUUUAAGAAGACCUUUGGCCUUCCAGCAGACGAGAAGAAGACUGCCGACAUUGUCAGCAACGUUGUCUCGACCCUUCAAGCUGGAUGUUUCCUCGGUGCUCUGAUUGCUUUCUACAUCGCCGAUAAGUGGGGCCGAAGACCAUCUCUUCUCAGUGCUGCCGCAAUGGCCAUCUUCGGUAUCGUUAUCCAGACCGCCUCCUCUGGUGAGAUCGCUGCUCUUUACGUUGGACGAUUCUUCGCUGGUAUCGGUGUCGGAGCCGCAUCCAUGUUGACCCCUCUCUACGUUUCCGAGAACGCUCCUCGAUCCAUCCGUGGUGGUUUGACCGGUAUUUACCAGCUCAACGUCACCAUCGGUAUCAUGAUGUCUUUCUGGGUCAACUACGGUUCCCUCCAGCACAGCAAGGGAGACUCCAUCUGGCAGGUGCCUUUGGCUCUCCAGAUGCUUCCCGCUGUUUUCAUGCUUGUCGGUGUCUCGCUUUGCAACGAGUCUCCUCGCUUCCUCGCCAAGCAAGACAACUGGGAGAAGGCAACACAUGUCUUGACAACGCUUCGCAACCUUCCCGCCGAUCACCCAUAUGUUCGCAUGGAACUUGAGGAUAUGCAAGAACAACUCGAGAACGAGAGACGCAUGGUCGGUGGUGCUUCCUUCAUGGAUCUCCAGCGCGAGAUGUGGCUCAUUCCAGGUAACCGGAAGCGUGCUCUCAUCUCCAUCGGCCUCAUGGUCUGCCAACAGAUGACCGGAACAAACGCAAUCAACUACUACGCCCCUCAAAUCUUCAAGAACUUGGGUAUUGUCGGUCCAUCCACUGGUUUGUUCGCUACCGGUAUCUACGGUGUUGUCAAGGUCGUCGCCUGUGCCGUCUUCUUGCUCUUCGUUGCUGAUUCCCUCGGACGAAGAUGGUCUCUUCUAUGGACCUCGAUUGCUCAGGGAACUUGCAUGUUCAUCAUCGGCAGCUACGUCCUGACCAACCCACCCAAGGCCGGCGCUCCAAUCUCUCCUUUCGGAUACGUCGCUCUCGUCUGCAUCUUCCUCUUCGCCGCCAUCUUCCAAUUCGGCUGGGGCCCCGUCUGCUGGAUCCUCGUCUCCGAGAUCCCCACCGCCCGCCUCCGCGCCAUGAACGUCGCCAUCGCCGCCGCCACGCAAUGGCUCUUCAACUUCGUCGUCGCGCAAGCCGUUCCCCGCAUGCUGGUCAACGUCGGCAAGGCCGGGUACGGAACCUACUUCAUCUUCGGCUCCUUCUGCUUCUCCAUGUUCGUCUUCGUGUGGUUCCUCAUCCCAGAGACCAAGGGUGUCUCCCUCGAGAAGAUGGAUGCUCUGUUUGGUGUUGUUGAGGACCCGAAGUUUGCGGAUGAGGAGGCCCGUUCGUCGACUACUAAGGAGCCUAUUCAUAUCCAUGAGUCGACUGCGGAUGCUAUUGCUCAUGAUAAGAAUACGAGUGCGCAUGUUGAGCGCAAGUAGAGGGUUGCUUUGCUUGCAUGAUGGCUGAGUUUGGGAUUUGUUUUGGCUUUGGCGCUGUACAAUCUUCGAGUUGCCAGUAGAGGAGUUGUCGCCUCGCCCACCAGGCGUGGAAUUGUUAAUCGGUAUAAUCAUAUUGUCGUAGCUGGUUGUAGAUUCAUUCAAAUCUCAUGAGAAUAUGCUCCAGACUUACCCUUUUCAUUUCGUGCCAUCCCGUUCCAUCCCGUCUGCAGUAGCUCCCACCGCCACUCCCAUCUGGAGCUCGCUCUGCCUACAUGCUCAACUGAGCAAACUCUCAACCUGAGAACUUCCCAUCCUUACUUAUAUGUCCCUGAAAAGAUUCCUGCUUUGAAAUCCAACCCUCGAACCCUUCUCCCUGUGGAUCCUCGCAGUGGAGUUCAUGACAGCAGUAAACACUCCCCUCACGACAGCACUGGCUCGGCUAAAAAAAGGAGGUCGGGCGGGGUCCCCACCUCAACCAAGAACCCAAACCUGGAAAACAUCCAUCUCCACACUUUGACUAAGGCGCACCCACUACCAGAGCAUCUGUUGUGUCAUGAAAUUUGCAAAUUUGAAAUCGAAAUCGAAGUUCGAGGGAGGGGCAGAAACCAGCUGAGUCUGCAUGUUGCUAACGUCAGGAAGCGUUUUAGGGCUGCCAAGACGUUAGUAAAAUUUAGUAAUAUACAGACUGUCUAGUG